AUGAAGAAAGUAACUUUCUUCAAAUUCAUUGCAGUGUUAUGUUCACUGUUAAUAGCCAUUCCUAUUGCAAUAGUAAUUGCUGAUGAAAGACCCGAUGUUGGUACAGUUAUUGGUAUAGAUUUAGGUACGACCUAUUCUUGUGUAGGUGUUCACGUAAAUGGAAGAGUUGAAAUAUUAGCCAAUGACCAGGGUAAUCGUAUCACACCUUCGUACGUUGCCUUUACCGAUGAAGAACGUCUAGUCGGUGAUGCAGCAAAAAAUCAGUUUGCCAACAACCCUCAAAACACCAUUUUCGACGCCAAACGAUUGAUUGGUCGUCGCUUUACCGACAAAGAAGUUCAACAAGAUAUGAAACACUUUCCAUUUAAGGUUAUUGACAAGGACGGUAAACCGGCUAUUCAAGUCACCGUAAAAGGUGAACAAAAAGUAUUUACACCAGAAGAAAUAUCGGCCAUGGUUCUUGGUAAAAUGAAAGAAAUUGCCGAAUCAUAUUUAGGCAAGAAAGUCACACAUGCGGUAGUUACGGUUCCAGCAUACUUCAAUGACGCUCAAAGACAAGCCACAAAGGAUGCUGGCACUAUUGCUGGUCUUAAUGUCCUCCGUAUUGUAAAUGAACCCACAGCCGCUGCUAUCGCAUAUGGUCUUGAUAAAUCCGAUGGUGAACGUCAAAUUCUAGUCUAUGAUCUUGGUGGUGGUACCUUUGAUGUCUCUCUCUUGUCAAUCGAUGAUGGUGUUUUUGAGGUUUUGUCAACUGCUGGUGAUACACACUUGGGAGGUGAAGAUUUCGACAACCGGGUUAUCGAUCACUUUGUUAAGGUCUAUAAAAAGAAGAAUAAGGUUGAUGUUACAUCGGAUUUAAAAGCCAUGGGUAAAUUAAAGCGUGAAGUUGAAAAGGCCAAGCGUACUUUAUCCUCCCAAAUGUCAACUCGUAUUGAAAUCGAAUCAUUCCACGAUGGAAAAGAUUUUUCUGAAACUUUGACUCGUGCCAAAUUUGAAGAACUAAACAACGAUCUCUUCCGUAAAACGAUAAAACCUGUUGAAAAUGUGUUGAAAGAUGCAAAUAUUGAAAAGAAGGAUGUACAUGAUAUUGUUCUUGUAGGUGGUUCCACCCGUAUUCCCAAAGUUCAACAACUCCUCGAAGAAUUCUUUAACGGCAAAAAGGCCUCCAAAAAUAUUAAUCCUGAUGAAGCUGUUGCAUAUGGUGCCGCCGUACAAGGUGGUAUUCUUUCUGGAGACGAAAAUGUCAAAGAAGUUCUAUUGGUUGAUGUUUGUCCUCUUACUCUUGGUAUUGAAACGACCGGUGGUGUAAUGACAAAAUUGAUUCCUCGUAAUACUGUAAUCCCCACAAAGAAGUCACAAAUUUUCUCAACCGCCGCGGAUAAUCAACCUACUGUUUUAAUUCAAGUUUUUGAAGGUGAACGAUCUAUGACUAAAGAUAACAACUUGCUUGGCAAGUUCGAAUUGACAGGCAUACCGCCUGCACCACGAGGUAUACCACAGAUUGAGGUUACAUUCGAAAUUGAUGCCAACGGUAUAAUGAAAGUAUCUGCGGCUGAUAAGGGAACAGGAAAAUCUGAAUCGAUUACAAUCACCAACGAUAAAGGUCGUCUCUCCAAAGAAGAAAUCGAUCGUAUGGUUGAAGAAGCUGAACAAUUUGCCGAAGAGGAUAAGAUUCAAAAGGAACGAAUCGAAGCCAGAAAUCAACUUGAAAACUUUGCAUACUCUCUCAAAAAUCAAAUUGGUGAUGAUAAUGACCUUGGCAAGAAACUCAAUGAAAUGGACAAGAAAACUAUUAAAGAUGCAAUCAAGUCAGUUGAAGAUUGGUUAAAUGAACAUUCAAAUUCGGCGAUGAAAGAAGAUUUUGAUGAAAAACGAGAAGAAUUAGAAUCUAUUGUCAAUCCAAUAACUUCAAAAUUGUAUGCGGACCAAACUCCACCUUCACAAGACGAUGAAGAGCCACCAUCUCAUGAUGAGUUGUAG
Molecule: messenger RNA, 1980 nt
Organism: Funneliformis caledonium
Lineage: Eukaryota; Fungi; Glomeromycota; Glomeromycetes; Glomerales; Glomeraceae
Source: the annotation of a GenBank genome assembly